This is a messenger RNA of Daucus carota subsp. sativus, 1800 nucleotides long. RefSeq lists its product as uncharacterized. Bases 247 to 1494 code for a protein of 415 amino acids. NCBI's taxonomy places the organism in Eukaryota, Viridiplantae, Streptophyta, Magnoliopsida, Apiales, Apiaceae. Gene Ontology annotation, biological process: biosynthetic process. The transcript has 15 exons. The record is from RefSeq and is a predicted model, not a curated record. Gene Ontology annotation, cellular component: cytoplasm.
AUACUUUGAACCAUAGAAAAGAAAAAGGAAAAAAGACGAAUGUGUUAAAAUCUAGACGAACGGUGAAACAGGGUAGAAGAGAAUUUGAUUUAUGAAACUACACUAGUUCCAAAGUAUAUUCUCCUGCUACAUCAUCAGUCAUCCCCCAGUGUUGAGUUGUUUUUAACUUUACGCCACACCCCCAGUUACAACUUAUACACACACAUCUAAACCAAAUAUCUGAAUCUAAAUCCUGGGUUGAAUACAAUGGAGAGCUCCACGGAGAAGGUAGUCGCUGUCAUCAUGGUGGGUGGACCCACCAAAGGAACUCGAUUUAGGCCUCUGUCAUUCAACACCCCCAAACCCCUUUUCCCUCUUGCUGGUCAGCCUAUGGUUCACCACCCUAUUUCUGCUUGCAAAAGGAUUCCCAAUUUGGCACAAAUUUUUCUGGUGGGAUUUUACGAGGAAAGGGAGUUCAGUCUUUAUGUUUCCUCAAUCUCUAACGAGCUUAGAGUCCCUGUCAGAUACUUGAAAGAAGACAAGCCACAUGGUUCUGCUGGUGCUCUUUACUACUUCAGAGACUAUAUUUUGGAAGAUAACCCGUCACAUAUUUUUUUGCUGAACUGUGAUGUUUGUUGCAAUUUUCCACUUCCGGACAUGCUUGAGGCUCACCGAAGGUAUGGUGGAACGGGAACAUUAUUAGUAAUCAAGGUUUCUGCUGAAUCAGCUAACCAAUUUGGUGAGUUGGUUGCUGACCCAGUCACCAAAGAGUUGUUACAUUACACCGAGAAGCCCGAGACUUUUGUAAGUGAUUUAAUAAACUGCGGGGUUUACAUCUUCAGCCCAGAAAUAUUUAGUGCAAUCCAAGAUGUUUCCAAACACCGGGAAGACAAAGCUAAUUUGCGGCGUGUGUCGAGCUUUGAGGCCCUCCAGUUGGCUGCAAGAAACCUUCCUCAAGAUUUUGUUCGAUUGGAUCAAGAUAUCCUCUCACCUCUUGCGGGAAAGAAACAAUUGUAUACUUACGAGAACAUGGAUUUUUGGGAACAGAUAAAGACGCCAGGAAUUUCUCUCAAGUGUUCUGCUCUAUAUCUUGCCCAAUAUCGGAUUACCACUCCUCAUCUGUUGGCCAGUGGAGAUGGCUCUAAGAGUGCUAGGAUUAUUGGUGAUGUUUAUAUUCACCCAUCAGCAAAAGUACAUCCAACUGCAAAGAUAGGUCCAGAUGUUUCAAUAUCAGCAAAUGUCCGGGUAGCUGCUGGUGUACGACUAAUAAAUUGUAUUAUCUUGGAUGACGUUGAAAUCAAGGAUAAUGCUGUUGUUAUGCAUUCAAUCGUUGGGUGGAAAUCAUCUCUUGGGAAAUGGUCACGCGUACAGGCUGAAGGAGACUGCAAUGCGAAGCUUGGAGUUACCAUCCUUGGCGAAGCCGUGACUGUUGAAGAUGAAAUUGUCAUCAUCAACAGUAUUGUUCUACCAAACAAAACCCUUAACGUAAGUGUUCAGGAGGAGAUCAUUCUAUAAGCUAUGAUACUGAUCAAGCCCUAGUUGAUGCAAUCAUGUACAACUUCUAUCGUAUCUGGCCGCCUUUACUUCUCAAUCAAAUUUUGUUAUACUGGUUUGUCCCCCCAAGUAGAUAAACGAAAUAGAUAGGAAAAGCAAAAGAGCAGCUUCCUGCAGCAAGGACUUUUCUGUAUUCCCUCCUUUUUGUUAUUUUCCCCAGCUAAGUUUCUGUAUUCACUCUUCCUUUUUCUGAUUAGACAAGUUAUAGUUCAAUGUGAAGUACAAUAAACUUGUGAAGCAUGAAAAUUAUAUAGUGUUCUUUUGUCA